Messenger RNA from Trypanosoma rangeli, 573 nucleotides. Its product is annotated as prolyl oligopeptidase. The coding region runs from base 1 to 573 and encodes 190 amino acids. Gene Ontology annotation, cellular component: cytosol. Gene Ontology annotation, molecular function: serine-type endopeptidase activity; oligopeptidase activity. Lineage: Eukaryota; Euglenozoa; Kinetoplastea; Trypanosomatida; Trypanosomatidae. The record is from RefSeq and is a predicted model, not a curated record. The transcript has a single exon.
AUGCGCUCCCUGUACCCGUUGGCGAGGCGCUCGGCGGCGGCCUACACGAUGCACAGUGUGAAUGUGCCCGAGGCCUACGACUACCUCGAGAACCCUGAGAACCCUGAAACAAAGUCGUUUGUGCAGGCACAAAAUGCAUUAUUUGAAGACUAUCUUACUUCCGAUGCCGAGUUGCGCAAGAAACUCUUUGACAAGAUAUUAAACUCGCAGGAUUACCCGCGUAGUUCCAACCCCAGUUUUCGCAAGGGGCACUACUAUUACUAUCAUAACUCCGGCCUGCAAAAUCAGAGUGUUUUGAUGCGCGCGAAAAGCCUUACCGAUGACGCUUUGAGCAUCUUUCUGGAUCCCAACACAAUGAGCAGUGACGGUACAACGGCUGUAAAGGUCUCCGCUUGGAGCGAGGACGAGACGAUGUUGGCCUACAGCCUCAGUGAUAAGGGAAGUGACUGGCAGCACAUCCAUGUGAGGCGUGCAGACACUGUGGAAGACACUUCAGAUGUGAUUGAAUGGGUCAAGUUCUCUGGCAUUGCAUGGUGGCACAACCAUGGAUUUUUUUUAUACACGUUACCCUGA